Molecule: messenger RNA, 842 nt
Organism: Dinoponera quadriceps
Lineage: Eukaryota; Metazoa; Arthropoda; Insecta; Hymenoptera; Formicidae
Product: splicing factor 3B subunit 1-like
Exons: 4
Biological process (GO): spliceosomal complex assembly
Cellular component (GO): U2 snRNP; catalytic step 2 spliceosome; U12-type spliceosomal complex
Molecular function (GO): mRNA binding
Source: RefSeq, a predicted model, not a curated record
AUGAGGUCAAUUCUUUCGCAGCUUGUAGAUACUACAGUCGAAAUAGCUAACAAAGUGGGCGCUUCAGAGAUCAUCAAUAGAGUAGUGGAUGAUUUGAAGGAUGAAAAUGAGCAGUACCGAAAAAUGGUGAUGGAGACUAUUGAGAAGAUAAUGGGUAAUUUGGGUGCUGCGGAUGUCGAUUCUCGUUUGGAAGAGCAGCUCAUUGACGGCAUUUUAUACGCUUUCCAGGAGCAAACGACCGAGGAUGUUGUCAUGCUCAAUGGUUUUGGUACGAUCGUGAAUACAUUAGGUAAAAGAGUGAAGGCGUACCUACCACAGAUUUGCGGAACGAUAUUGUGGAGGUUGAAUAACAAAUCCGCAAAAGUCAGACAGCAAGCUGCAGAUCUUAUUUCACGCAUAGCUGUGGUUAUGAAAACUUGUCAAGAAGAAAAACUAAUGGGACAUUUAGGAGUCGUCUUGUACGAGUAUUUAGGCGAAGAAUAUCCGGAAGUACUAGGUAGUAUUUUAGGAGCCUUAAAAGCCAUUGUAAAUGUCAUAGGAAUGACAAAGAUGACACCACCCAUCAAGGAUUUAUUACCAAGACUGACACCAAUCUUGAAGAACAGACACGAAAAGGUGCAAGAAAAUUGUAUAGACCUUGUAGGCAGAAUCGCAGAUCGCGGCCCCGAGUACGUUUCCGCUCGAGAAUGGAUGAGGAUAUGCUUUGAAUUGUUGGAAUUAUUGAAGGCGCAUAAAAAGGCUAUUAGAAGAGCCACUGUGAAUACUUUUGGUUAUAUUGCCAAAGCUAUUGGGUAAGUUGAAUGAAUUAAUCGAAAGUUUUCUCUGCAUACGUAUGCACGUAU